This is a messenger RNA of Otolemur garnettii (small-eared galago), 1358 nucleotides long. It is a transcript of the gene ST8SIA5, whose product is annotated as ST8 alpha-N-acetyl-neuraminide alpha-2,8-sialyltransferase 5. The record is from RefSeq and is a predicted model, not a curated record. The coding region runs from base 290 to 1327 and encodes 345 amino acids. Gene Ontology annotation, biological process: N-glycan processing; oligosaccharide metabolic process. The transcript has 6 exons. NCBI's taxonomy places the organism in Eukaryota, Metazoa, Chordata, Mammalia, Primates, Galagidae. Gene Ontology annotation, molecular function: alpha-N-acetylneuraminate alpha-2,8-sialyltransferase activity.
GAAAUCGGCCGCUGCUAGGCAUGGGCGCCCGGAGGUAAAGGCAUCCAGGGGGAAGGCCCGGGGCCCGAGCGGAGCUCCAGCCCAGUCCUGCUGGCUUCCUCAGUGCCUGCGACGCUCAGAUGCCCCCAGCUCUGGCCAGCCAGCCGGAAACUUUGUCCUGCAAAGUCCCCCACCUGCCUGACCACACUGUGCGGCGCCUGGUCGGCCGAGCGCCCUCCAGAGCCCCGCAAACCCGCGCGCGAUUGCCUGGCCGCCCAGUAACCCGCGACCGCGGCGCCCUGCCGCCAGGAUGCGCUACGCGGACCCCUCGGCCAAUCGCGAUUUGUUGGGGAACCGAACUUUGCUUUUCAUCUUCAUCUGCGCCUUCGCCUUGGUGACCUUGCUGCAACAGAUUCUCUAUGGCAGGAACUACAUCAAGAGGGUGAAGCAGUCGGAACUGUUUGACAGGUGGAAGAGCCUCCAGAUGUGCAAAUGGGCGAUGAACAUCUCUGAGGCCAACCAGUUCAAGUCCACUUUGUCCAGGUGCUGCAACGCCCCUGCCUUUCUCUUCACCACCCAGAAGAACACUCCCCUGGGGACGAAGCUCAAGUAUGAGGUGGACACGAGCGGCAUCUACCACAUCAACCAGGAGAUCUUCCGCAUGUUUCCCAAGGACAUGCCUUACUACCGGUCCCAGUUUAAGAAGUGUGCAGUGGUUGGCAACGGAGGCAUCCUAAAGAACAGCCGCUGUGGGAGAGAGAUCAACAGUGCCGACUUUGUCUUCCGGUGCAACCUGCCCCCCAUCUCAGAGAAGUAUACCAUGGACGUGGGGGUGAAGACAGAUGUGGUCACCGUGAACCCCAGCAUCAUCACUGAGAGGUUCCACAAGCUGGAGAAGUGGCGGCGGCCGUUCUACCGCGUGCUGCAGGUGUACGAGAACGCGUCGGUGCUGCUGCCGGCCUUCUACAACACGCGCAACACGGACGUGUCCAUCCGCGUCAAGUACGUGCUGGACGACUUCGAGUCCCCGCAGGCGGUCUACUACUUCCACCCCCAGUACCUGGUCAACGUGUCACGCUACUGGCUGAGCCUGGGGGUGCGCGCCAAGCGCAUCAGCACCGGCCUCAUCCUGGCCACCGCGGCGCUUGAGCUCUGCGAGGAGGUGCACCUGUUUGGCUUCUGGGCCUUCCCCAUGAACCCGUCGGGCCUCUACAUCACCCACCACUAUUACGACAACGUGAAGCCACGGCCCGGGUUCCACGCCAUGCCCUCGGAGAUCUUCACCUUCCUCCACCUGCACAGCCGCGGCAUCCUCCGCGUGCACACGGGCACCUGCAACUGCUGCUGAUGCCCCGCCAGGCUGUCGGGCAAACGGGGUC